Cyphellophora attinorum is the source of this 1026-nucleotide messenger RNA. RefSeq names its product putative oxido. NCBI's taxonomy places the organism in Eukaryota, Fungi, Ascomycota, Eurotiomycetes, Chaetothyriales, Cyphellophoraceae. Bases 1 to 1026 code for a protein of 341 amino acids. The record is from RefSeq and is a predicted model, not a curated record. The transcript has 3 exons.
AUGGCACUCUCGUACAUCUGGUACAUCCUGCGCAAUGGCCUCGGCCAGCAAUUCUUUGUGCCACCCGCACCACUAACAGAGAGGAACUUACCGGACCAGACCGACCGCGUGUUUAUGAUUACUGGAGGCUACGCAGGUGUCGGGCAAGAAGUGGUCUCCAUCCUGUAUGGCGCAAAUGGUACCGUUUGGAUUGUUGGACGCUCUGAAUCAAAGGCUUCAGCCGCGAUUGACAGAAUCACUGCUCAGCACCCGCAAUCCUCGGGCAAACUCCACUUUCUGAAGGUCGACCUUUCGGACCUCACGACCAUCAAGCCAGCGGUCGAGGACUUCCACCGGAGGAAUGAGUCUGGCAAGCUUCAUUGGUUGAACAACAAUGCUGGGGUAAUGACUCCACCGCCCAAUUCGACCGGCGCCCAGGGUCUUGACCUCCAGUACGUGACCAACAUCUACGCCCCAUUCCUCCUCACAAAGUUGCUGCUGCCGACACUUCGCGAGACUGCCAAAACCGAGAAGUCUGCGCCGGGCACGGUCAGAGUCAGCUGGGCUGGCAGCAGUGCUUCAUUCAUGAGCAGACCACACGCCGGUCUUGCAUGGACACCCGACAACAAAGACCUUGUCUAUGCCAUCGACAAUCCGCAGAUGGCGUAUGCGAUUAGCAAGGCUGCCAACUUCUAUCUCGGAAGCGAGUUUGGUCAUAGGUAUGGUAAUGACGAUGGCGUGCUGCACGACAGCUACAAUCCAGGCAACCUCCGAAGCGAACUCCAACGUCAUCUGUCCGGCUUACCUCAACGACUCAUUUAUGCUCUGGUGCACCCACCUAUACAAGGCGCCUAUACAGAGCUAUACUGCGGCCUCUCACCAGAGCUUACCCUGCCCAAUGAUCAAGGCGCCUGGGUCGUGCCUUGGGGCCGGAAGAGCGAUAUGCGGCCAGAUAUGCUGGCCGAGGCGAAGCGAGCAGGCGAGAAGGACAGUGUUGGAUGUAAACUCUGGGAAUGGUGUGAGAGUGUUACGAGAGAGUAUGCAUGA